Cryphonectria parasitica EP155 is the source of this 480-nucleotide messenger RNA. Its product is annotated as CMD-domain-containing protein. The record is from RefSeq and is a predicted model, not a curated record. Lineage: Eukaryota; Fungi; Ascomycota; Sordariomycetes; Diaporthales; Cryphonectriaceae. Gene Ontology annotation, molecular function: peroxiredoxin activity. The transcript has a single exon. Bases 1 to 480 code for a protein of 159 amino acids.
AUGAGCUCCCCCAACAACCCAACCGACGCGGCCAAAGCGGCCCAAGCCACCACCAGCCCCUCCAACAACACCACUACGACCCUCUCCGACGCCCACAAAACCCUCUUUGAAGAAGGCCUCAGGGUACGGCGCGAGGUGAACGGCUCCCAAUACGUCGACACGGCCCUCAAGACCAACCUCACCGAGUUUAACCGCCCCAUGCAGGAGCUGGUGACCGAGGCCUGCUGGGGCUCCGUGUGGGCGCGCGGCGAGGACGUGCUGGAGAGGAAGACGCGGUCGCUGCUCAACGUGGCUAUGCUGGUGGCGCUGAACAGGUCCACAGAGCUGGCAACCCAUGUGCGGGGGGCGCUCACCAACGGGGCGAGCGUGGAGGAGAUUCGGGAGACGUUGCUGCAGGCGGCCAUCUACUGCGGCAUGCCGGCUGGGCUGGAAGGGUUCAGGGUGGCGGAGAGGGUGAUUAAUGCGGCCAAGGAGAAUUGA